GGUGCAUCCUGAAGCGGGGUUUAGUUACAAUCGAUCUUGGGGGGAAAAUAUUGCCUAUGGUCCAAAAAUAAGGAGCGGCUAUGUCUUUCUCCCAGUUCGGAUACCCCUACAGCACCACUUCGCAGUUCCUGGUGCCCGGCAGCCCCGGCGCGUCCUGCUGCGAGCCCGCUCCCCGCUCCGGCCCGGAUGCGUCCUCGGCGCCGGCCGCCGCCUCGCUGUGCUGCGCCCCGUACGAGAGCCGGCUGCUGGCGCCCGGCCGCGCCGAGCUCAAUGCGGCGCUGGGCAUGUACGGAGCCCCGUACGCCGCCGGCCAGGGCUACGGCAACUACCUGCCCUACAGCGCCGAGCCCGCCGCCAUCUACACCGCGCUGAACCCCCAGUAUGAGAUCAAGGAGGGCGCCGGGACUCUGCACUCGGGGAUCGCGCAGCCCGCCGCUUACUACUCGUACGAGCACUCCCUGGGGCAGUACCAGUACGACAGGUACGGGCCGGUGGAUUUCACCGCUUCGGCCCGGCGCAAGAAUGCCACUCGGGAGACGACGAGCACCCUGAAGACGUGGCUGUACGAGCACCGCAAGAACCCGUACCCCACCAAGGGCGAGAAGAUCAUGCUGGCCAUCAUCACCAAGAUGACCCUCACCCAGGUCUCCACCUGGUUCGCCAACGCGCGGCGGCGGCUCAAGAAGGAGAACAAGAUGACCUGGUCUCCCAAGAACAAAGCGGGGGAAGAGAGGAAGGAGGACGGCACGCGGCACGACGGGGAGUACGGCGCGGGGAGCGACGGCCGAGGUAGGGCAGGGCGGGACAGGACGGAGCGGAAGGGCUGCAAGGAGGACAAGGAACUGCGACUCAGCGACCUGGACGACCUGGAGGAGGAGGACGAGGACGAGGAGGAGGCGGGGAAGGCGGCGAAGGGCCGCCCCGGCUCUCUGCAGGAAGCCCCCGGCCCCGGCGCGGCUCUGCCCGGAGCCCCGCGGAGCGCCUGCGGCGUGCCCGGGCCGUGCCGCGCCUUCCCCUGCCCACGGGCCCCCUCCGCGGCCCCGGCCCCCGCCGCCCUCGCCCCGCCGCCGCCCUACGCGUCCCCGGAGAAGCCGCGCAUCUGGUCGCUGGCGCGCACGGCCGGGGCCAACGCGGCGCGCAGAGGCAGCCCCGAGGGUCGCGGCACGGAGGAGGGCGGCGGGGCGGCGGGGGAGCUGCCCCCGUCCGCAGAGGCCCCGUUCCGGAGCUCCGCCUUCAGCCCCCAACCCGUCCCGCGGAGCUGCGCGUCCCACCGCGGCCAGGGGCAGCCGUGCCAGUACGCGGCGGGCGAAGGUACCCGCGCCGGCGGGGCCGCGGGGGCGGGGGGGACGGGGCGGACGGGGCUGCCGCCUCCUGCGCGCCCGCGGCCCUGA
Phasianus colchicus (ring-necked pheasant) is the source of this 1391-nucleotide messenger RNA. Lineage: Eukaryota; Metazoa; Chordata; Aves; Galliformes; Phasianidae. The record is from RefSeq and is a predicted model, not a curated record.